This is a messenger RNA of Agrilus planipennis (emerald ash borer), 3529 nucleotides long. RefSeq names its product galactosylgalactosylxylosylprotein 3-beta-glucuronosyltransferase I. The transcript is spliced from 5 exons. The coding region runs from base 853 to 1800 and encodes 315 amino acids. Gene Ontology annotation, cellular component: Golgi membrane. Gene Ontology annotation, biological process: chondroitin sulfate proteoglycan biosynthetic process; carbohydrate metabolic process. Gene Ontology annotation, molecular function: galactosylgalactosylxylosylprotein 3-beta-glucuronosyltransferase activity. Lineage: Eukaryota; Metazoa; Arthropoda; Insecta; Coleoptera; Buprestidae. The record is from RefSeq and is a predicted model, not a curated record.
UUGUUUUUAAGUUUGUUAGUUUAAGUAAUCUAAUACAGGUUUUAAUUACUAUUUAAACGUAAACGUACAAAUGAACAUCCUGUAUAUGGCGCAAAAUUGCUCAAAAGUUGCAGGAUCGUAUUCAAUAAAAAGUCGAUAUAAAUAGGUAAUUGUUUUAUGUUCAGAAAUGUAUGUAAACAUAAAGAUUAAUAGAAAAUCUAAAAUGAAAACAAACAAUGUUUUGCUUUUUACAGUUAUUGCGUUUCUGUAGUUAAAACCCGAUUUUGUUUCAAUGUGGCUUACGUUUUUUUAUUAGCAAGUGUUUUUGUUUGCCUUGAGUGUCUAUUUUAUUAAGAACAACAGAAUCAUGAAAUUGUCUGAUAACACCAGACUCGUUUUAAAUUUAAUCAUUUUAGUGAUGACAAAAAGUGUGAUAAGUACCACGACUUCCUGAAAGAAUUCCAGUUGUUAAAUGUGUUGUCUAACGAUAAGACAUGUAUUUAAAAGUGGUAUGUUAAGAUUGCAAUAUAAUAGGUACCUAUUCUUUGCUAAAACUUUAAUACGAUUUUAUAAUUAAUAUAUAAUAUCUGUAAUCAUUAUAAUAAUCUUCCAAACUCAAGUGAUAAGUGAUAUGAACAAUAAAAGCCAGUGAAUGCAACCAAAGAGAAAGUGAACCACUCCUAAGUUUCCUGGUUUAAUGGUUUGCGGAUAACGAAGUGAGGUGGGGAGAACUAUUUUUAUUUCAUUACUACAUUUUGAAUAUUUCUGCAAAACAAGAAAUGCCUUUUUCAAGGAUCUUUAAAUAAUAAUGUUAGUUUACUUCGCGAAAAACUCUUCAUGUAAUUCACAUAUUAAGUGUUCAUAACCUUGGUGAUGGAACGGUACAGCAGCAGCUCUCAAAAAAUGAGACACCGUUCGUUUUUAAAGUAUUUUGUUUCUGUUUGUCUUCUGUUUUUGAUUUACCAAUCAAUAAAAACAAAUUCGGCUUUAGAAAAGUUGGAAAAAUUGAAUGAGAUUGUGUCUGAAAAGCAGAUUCAGCUUGCAUUACUGGCCACAUCAAUACCUCCGACAAAAAGCAACGAUCCAAUAGUAGUUUAUGCCAUAACCCCAACCUAUGCACGACCUGUACAGAAGGCUGAGUUAACACGAAUAUCUCAAACACUAGCUUUAGUACCAAAUAUACACUGGAUUGUGGUUGAAGAUUCUGAAGAGAAAACAACAAUUGUUAAGAAUUUGUUGAAUGAUUUAACCUAUCAAUAUACUCAUCUAGUUGCAAAAACCCCUUCGAUUGAAAAACUGAAAGCACAAGAUCCACGAUGGAAGAAGCACAGAGGUGUUGAGCAAAGAAAUGUAGCACUGAGGUGGUUAAGAACAAAUUUAGUUUUAAAUAAAGAUAAAGGAGUUGUAUUUUUUAUGGAUGAUGAUAACACAUAUAGUGUAAAAUUAUUUAAAGAGAUCGAAAAAGUCAAAAGAGUUGGAGUUUGGCCUGUUGGAUUAGUUGGUGGAUACAGCGUAGAAGCACCAGAACUUGAUCCAAAAACAGGUAAAGUGGUGGGAUUCCUGAGCGGUUGGAGAUCAGAUAGACGAUUUGCUAUCGAUAUGGCGGGUUUUGGAAUAAAUUUAGAUCUUAUUUUGUCUAAACCCGAUGUCGAGUUUUCGUAUUCUGCACAAAAAGGGUUUCAAGAAAGCGAAUUUCUUGUUAAAUUCACUACGAAGGAAGAACUGGAACCUCUGGCCGAUAAUUGUACAAAAGUCUACGUGUGGCACACGAGAACAGAGAAACCCCAAAUUAAAAAAUUCGUCGAUGGUUUCGAAGUGUGAAUUACAACACUCGCUUCAGAUUGUGAUACGUAUACAUAUAUUUAAUUAAUUUUUUUGCAAAUGCUCAAUUAUUAUUUUAACGAAGGUUACAGCAAACACAUUUAUUUUUUCUUUUUUUUUUUAAUCUUAUUUUGAUUUACACUAAAUUAUAGUAAUUUAAGUAAGGAAAGUGAUAUGAGCUAUACGGUUUAUUUUCCUUAAGUUUUAAUUUCUAAUUUUGCGCGCAUAAAACAGGAGUGGGGGGAGGGAGUGAAUGAAGGAUUGUCUGUGUUCACAUGUAGAGAAUCUCAAAUCGAUUUUUUCGCUGCAAAACUCAAAAUUUUGCAAAAAACGAACAAAUGCAAUUUUUUCACUACAAAACUCAAAAUUUUUCAAAAAACAGACAAAUGCAAUUCUUUCCAAAAAGUUAAGCUGUAUACUCACCUGUAUAGGAAACAAAAAUAUGUAUAUACAAAAUUGUUACGAAAUAAUCUGUGGUUUACUUAAGAAAAAUGCGGGAGUUAAUUUAUACAUCAUGGAAAAUCCACACUUUCUUUACAUGUAUGUGUAUAGUUUAUAGUUCGGUUGUGGAAAAGAAUAAACGUCCGCAUUGUGAUUUUUUAAUGAUUGUGAUAUUUUUUUCGAUACAAAGUUCACAUCCUCACUAGCUGUUUCCCCUAAUUUAUUUUAGGUUUGACGUGACGUAUAAUGAAUAAAAUAAUCACACACAAUAACAUUAUUACAUAUCUUAAUUUACAAACAAUAACUGUAUUUUAUACAUACGGCUUUAUGUAGCGAACGAAAAUACAUAUAAGCGUUAGAUAAGUAAUACCAAUCGAAAUGUAUUUUUUUGUUCCCAGUUUUGUAAAUUAACAAAAAUCAUUUUUUUUGAAUACGUAAAAUUUAUGUAAUAAUCACUUUUGCUAUCUAACGAUAACUUUUUAAUGAUUUACAAUAUGCAUUCACAUUUUGAAGUACUCAAGCCAAGACAAAAUUGUGUAAUUUUUAAUGUUGUCUCUUUAAUUGUUCAUUAAUUUCGUUAUUUAUAAUAAUUUCAACAGUAGAGGUAUUUCAGAGUAUCAUGAGCCUUCACUCAUAUUGUCCAUUACGAAAACAUUGACUCAACCUUUAACUAUGUGCCUCGUUAUACAAUCGGCAAUGGAGCUCCAAAUAAACUGUAAACAAUUACGGCCAAUGUUUUUAAGGGGUAGAAAUCUAUGAAUGGGCUGGGUUUUGUCAGUACUCAAUCCAAUGCCAAAGUUCAUGAGAUUCUGAACUGCUUCUACCAUUUAAAGUUGGAGUGAUUAAAAUCAGUGACCUUGAACAAUAAGAUGAAGUGGACUUAAGUAUAUUUUUAUCAGAACAAAAUGCUAUUCAUACUUUACUUUUCAGUAAUAUGUAAUAAGGAAAACGGCAAUCGGUAAUUGGUUUCAUAUCAUUUUGUAUACUACAUUAAGGCAGUGCCAUUUAAAGGAUGUGUGUAUUUUUAAGUUUAUUCAAAGGAGUGCAUUUUAAUGAUGUAUACCCACACACACAACAUACACAAAUCAUGUCCAUUUCGUAAUAAGUAUUUAAUAGAAUAAUUCGGGUAGUUUACGAAUGUCUGUAAAGUUUUUUAUUUUAUAGUACCUAUCUAGUCGUUUAAAAUGCCUUUUUAUGUAUGUGUAACAAAUGUAUUUGUUCAAGCUUCAUUUCUUGAUUGAUCAAAGGAAAACUUAAUUAUAAAACUAGAAAUAAAUUCGUCAGUAUA